UUGUCGGGUCACUCAUAGAGGUCACUAGGUGGCCGGGGCGCCGGGGUGCUUUAUUAUUAUUUAUUUAUUAAUUUUCGCGAAGUUGCAGUGGUUUCGCCUUACCGGCCUUACAGCACCGAGUUUACGGUGGUCACGGACAAAAUGAUUAAUUUUCGUUCAAUAUUGAAGAACUGUAGCAAAUUGUGCAGCCUUAACGCACACAGGCAUCAGAGGUGCAUAGCGGUCACUGCCGGUCAGCUGCAAGCCGUGCAAGAACCAGUCUCACGCCCUCAAGCUAAGAUCAAAUGCACUCUCAUUCCUGGUGAUGGUGUUGGGCCAGAGCUUGCUGACGCUGUCAAAAAAGUCUUUGAGGCAAUCAGUAUUCCUGUUGAGUUCGAAGAACUCUUUUUGAGUGAGAUUCACCACACAAUUAGUGCACCCCUUGAAACUGUGAUAGAGUCUGUGCAGAAGAAUGGCAUUGCGCUCAAAGGAAUUUUGUCUUCACCAAACAUCUCGCAUACAGGGGAAUUGCAAACAUUGAACAUGAAAAUCAGAAAUCAGCUGGAUCUGUUUGCCAAUGUUGUUCAUGUGCGCAGUCUACCUGGUAUCAAAACUCGGCAUAAUAAUCUUGACUUUUAUGUUAUUCGAGAGCAGACAGAGGGUGAAUAUAGCGCUCUUGAACAUGAGAGUGUACAUGGAGUGAUCGAAUGUCUUAAGAUUGUCACAGAGACGAAGUCUCGCAAGAUUGCAAAAUUUGCCUUUGACUAUGCCACUAAGCAUGGCCGGAAGAAAGUCACAGUGGUACACAAGGCUAACAUAAUGAAACUUGGAGAUGGCCUGUUUUUGCGCUGCUGUCAGGAAAUAUCGGAGCUCUACCCACAAAUUGAGUUUGAGUCUAUGAUCAUCGACAACACAUGCAUGCAGUUGGUGGCCAAUCCUCAUCGGUUCGAUGUGAUGGUCAUGCCCAACCUGUAUGGAAACAUCAUUGACAACUUGGCUGCUGGUCUUGUCGGUGGUGCUGGUGUGGUCCCUGGAGCCAGCUACAGCUCAGACUGUGUGAUUUACGAGCCUGGAGCACGACACACAUUUGGCGAGGCCACAGGCAAGAAUAUUGCAAACCCAACGGCUAUGUUUCUGUGUGCUGCACAAAUGCUGCGCCACGUGAACCUUCAUUACUAUGCUACUCUUGUAAAAGACGCAGUGGAAAAGGUCAUCAAGAGUGGCAAGGUCCGUACUCGAGACCUUGGUGGCUAUGCCAGCACGACUGAGUUCACUUCUGCUGUCAUCCAGAAUCUCCCACACUAGGAACAUGCAAGAGGUCACAUCAGCUAGUGUUUGUGCUGUGUAGUUUUCAGUAUAGUGCUGUUUGUUCUUUGUCCAUACAGAGACACACCACUGCUUUUAAAAAAAGACUUUUAAUUAAUUUCCAUGCCACAAUAUCACUCCUUCAGUGCAGUCAGCUGCAGAUUGUGGCAUGACAUAAGAACAAGGCUCUUUUAGAUACAUUUUAGAUACAUUAAGGAAAUUAUUACAAUAGCGACUGAUAGGUUUACCUGUGAGAUUUUGGCAUUCAACGAACAGAGAAAUGACAGUGGAGAUUUCUGGCAGGCACAGCCUGCUACUGUUCCAUUCCCCCAGAAGCAUUCUCUUUUGGGACUAAGGGAACUAGUCUGCAAAGUUUUCACUGAGCUUGCUUGCCCUUGGGAGAAGUAGUGAUGAUGCAUCUGCAGGUAAACGCUGUUGUGAGAUGCUACAUGGGCAACCUGGGUCUUUUACUUUCUGACUGCAUUUUGUGCUGAAUAAAGUUAUCUUGAUGCCAUU
Messenger RNA from Rhipicephalus sanguineus (brown dog tick), 1800 nucleotides. Its product is annotated as isocitrate dehydrogenase [NAD] subunit beta, mitochondrial. NCBI's taxonomy places the organism in Eukaryota, Metazoa, Arthropoda, Arachnida, Ixodida, Ixodidae. The coding region runs from base 142 to 1284 and encodes 380 amino acids. Gene Ontology annotation, molecular function: magnesium ion binding; oxidoreductase activity, acting on the CH-OH group of donors, NAD or NADP as acceptor; NAD binding. The transcript is spliced from 9 exons. The record is from RefSeq and is a predicted model, not a curated record. Gene Ontology annotation, biological process: isocitrate metabolic process; tricarboxylic acid cycle. Gene Ontology annotation, cellular component: mitochondrion.